Molecule: messenger RNA, 2965 nt
Organism: Myotis brandtii (Brandt's bat)
Lineage: Eukaryota; Metazoa; Chordata; Mammalia; Chiroptera; Vespertilionidae
Gene: SEPTIN12
Product: septin 12
Exons: 8
Coding region: 1078-2190 (370 amino acids)
Biological process (GO): cytoskeleton-dependent cytokinesis
Cellular component (GO): septin ring; septin complex; cell division site
Molecular function (GO): GTP binding; GTPase activity; molecular adaptor activity
Source: RefSeq, a predicted model, not a curated record
AUAAGCAUGCCUGUUAAUCAUUGUCACUUGCUGUACUCCAUUGUUAUUUGCUGUACUCCCCAAAUAAAAGCCAUGAGAGCUUUGGGGGCUUUGCUACUUGCCUGACUAGCAAUAGCCCUCUGCUUCUCUAAACUCAAUCCUGCACGCCGAGCUCAUCUCAGCGUCACCGUUCACAAAGAACAUCAACACCAUGUGUUGCUCUCACUCAUUUUGUGGCUGGGAUUCCCUCUAGUUCUUAGUUCUUGGUGUACAUUUGGGUUCACCUGCCAUCCUCACACUGCUCAGACCGCUUUAGCCUCCCCUCCACUUCUCCCAGUCACCAUAGCCAAGAGUGUCUUGCAAAUGACUGCCGCUUUCUGACCCUCCAGGUCACAAUCGCUGAGACUUUCUUCCCAACAUUUUUCAGAAUCCCAUAUCACUCACAUGUGAUGGUUUUCCUGGAGAAAAGUGAUGGUCUUCCUGCAGAGAGGCUAUUUCCGUAGGGGACAUUCCCAGAAGCAGAAUGUGCUCCGGCUCAAGGUCACACCACGGGUCACUGGCACUCCUUGGUCAUCUGCACCUAAAGUUCUCAUUGGCUUUGAUGAGGCCAGCCUUGCUGAAUCCCUCAAGAGCCGUGGAGUUGUAACUUGAGAGAUUUUUCUGCUGGGAACGGAACCACGUUCAGAGCAGACUCUUGUCCCAGUCCUGCCCUGGGCCCUGCCCAGCCCCACUUCCAGCCUCCAAGCCUUGACAAUGAAGGUUAAGCCUCUUGUCAGAUGUGUAGACAGUGGGGGAGUAGAAGAGUGUGGGCAGAGAGGGACAGAAGGCUGGUUGGAGCACGGGACAGGUAGUAAGUGUAUUGGGCAGAGCUGAGUGGAUGGACAGAACAACCCUAAUAGUUUCCUGACACACAGUCACGCCCUCCCCUUUCUGCUUUCACAGCUGAAGAGUAGCUGCAACAGAGAUCUUAUGAUCUGCAAAACCUGAAAUCUGUAUACUGUCUGAGAACUAUUUAUCAACAUCUGAGACUGAGGAUUGCUUAGGGCUUGUAAACUCAGGUGCCAGAAAAUAGGGCAGAGUGGCCUGGGCAAGUCCACGAUGGUGAACACACUGUUCAAGUCCAAAAUAUGGAAGUCCACCCCAUCGGGCCUGGUGCUGGGGUCCACGCCCCAGACGCUGCAGCUGCACUCGAUGACCCAUGUCAUCGAGGAGAAAGGCGUGAAGCUCAAGCUGACCGUGACCGACACGCCUGGCUUUGGGGACCAAAUCAACAAUGACAAGUGGGGCGACUACCCAAAGGACCCAGGGAGACAGGUGGGGCUCCCGGGCACAGCCCUGAGGUCGGGUCCAUCCCCCACCCCAGCUGGGACCCCAUCCUGGGCUACAUCAAUGGACAGUAUGAGCAGUACCUGCAGGAGGAGAUCCUCAUCACCCGCCAGCGCCACAUCCCCGACACCCGGGUGCACUGCUGUGUGUACUUCGUGCCGCCCACUGGGCACUGGUGAGGUGGCUGGGCCGACCAGGGCAGAGAGGAGGAGCGGGGAGAGGAGAAGGAGGGGUUUCUGGCAUGGGCUGUGGGCUGGCAUCCCCUCACUCACACACUUGCUGCUGCCACUACCACCACCAUCACUGUCCUGCCUGAGCAGCCUGCGGCCCCUGGACAUUGAGUUUCUACAGCGGCUGUGCCGGACUGUGAACGUGGUGCCCGUGAUUGCUCGGGCGGACAGCCUGACCAUAGAGGAGCGAGAGAACUUCAGGCGCACGAUCCAGCACAACCUGAGGACUCACAGCAUCGAUGUGUACCCACAGCAGUGCUUCGAUGAGGACGUCAAUGACAAGAUCCUCAACUGCAAGAUCCGGGACCGGAUCCCCUUUGCUGUGGUCGGGGCUGACCGAGAGCACGUGGUGAACGGGAGGUGUGUGUUGGGCCGGAAGACAAAGUGGGGCAUCAUUGAAGUGGAGAACAUGGAGCACUGUGAGUUUCCCCUCCUGAGAGACCUGCUCAUCCGUUCCCACCUCCAAGACCUGAAGGACAUCACCCACAAUGUCUACUACGAGAACUACCGUGUCUGCAGACUCAACGAAAGCCACAUGCUGCCCCAGGGGCCCGGCUGGGUGAACCUGGACCCGACCCCUGCCAGUCCCCCGGCCAUCCCUGGGCCCUCAAAGAUGUGCCGAUGGACCCAGGACAAUCCCUCCGAGGAGUACUGAACACAGCACACCCCGGGCCACUUGGGCUUCCCAAGUGCUCAGCAGCCCCCCCACACACACACCUGUGUACUAGGACAUGUAUUAAAGGUGGACAUUGCUUUUUAUGACAAGCUGUGCUUUGAAAACAAAAGGAGUUUUGUAAAUGACUUCUUUGAGCUACCCUCAAAAAAAGAUGGGUUCUUUUUUAAGUAACAGCAUGACACCCAGGCCCCGGGGCGUCAUGAAGCCCUGGUGGGGUGUGCCUUGGUGAUGGACCCCCUUCUGCCCCAGAACUAGAGUCGAGUUCCAAAUCAGACUCUGCCCUCCAUCCUGACCCUCCCUCCAGCCCAGGGCCGGGCCCAUGGUGUCAUAACACUCCCAUCUUUGACCAUCUUCCCCUAACACUGUGCCCCUGCCCCUGCCUUCCUACCCUGCCGACCAGCACAGUGAGAAACAGCUCCAACUCUGGAGUCUGGCAAAGCUGAUGGAAAUUCCUGUGCCACGUGAUCUUCAGCAAGUCACUUGCUCUUCCUGGGCCUCAGUUUAAUCUAUAAAAUGGAAUGGUAGCAUCGCUCUCAUAGUGUUGUGCGAACAAAUUGAGUAAUUUGUGUAAUGAGCCUGCCAAGGCCUGCAGAAGGCUCUCAGACAGAGGUGAGGGGCACAGGAGAGAGCUUGGUUGGGGUGGAGGAUGUGCCUGCAGAAUGUGUGAGCACUUCCCAGGACUUUCCAGAAACCUGGAAAAUAAAGGGACUUCAGCCAGCUGGGCUGGGCUCAGUGGUUGAGCAUUGACCUAGGA